AUGACUUCAUUCGGCUCCAUCGUUUCCGUUCAAAAAAGUAUUGAAUUGCAAAAGGAGUUACUGCAAUCAACCGAUAACAAUAUAGUUAAGAUAACGGGAAGACUCCCUGAAGAGGAUAAACCGAAAAUCUCCGAAGUUAAAAGUACAAUAUCGCGUUCGAAUGGUACUCCACCCACAGUACUUUCUCGUAUUGAACCCAAUACUCGCAGUAACGAUGAUGUUUCAAUCCAAUCCUCGGUUGUUCGAGUAGGUGAAAAACGAACUCGUUCAGAUGCUAUCAAGGAAUAUAAAAAUAUGGAUCAAGAACGUGGUCGUCGAAUGUUUGGCAUUUUGCAACAGACAUUGAGCCAAUCAAAAGCGGAAACUAAUGAGAUAAAGCGAAAACGACGCCUCGAGAUUGAGUCUCGGAUUGAAGCCAAAGCCGCUGAAGAGAAGGCUGCAGCCAAACAGGAACGAGCCGACCUUUUCCGCCAACGCAAAGCCCAGCAACUUGAGUUGAGUCUACUCCAGCACAAAGCGCACUUGAUGAACGAAUUUGAGAUCUGGAAAGAGGAGCAGAUGAAAAUGGUAGAUUUUAUCCGUACUGAACAGGGUCCCCCAAUAUUUUAUCGUCCAAAAGUUUGUAAUAAAGAGAGUGAAUCGCGUAAAUCUGCUACCAAAGCAAAGAUUCUUGAGCUCAUUGAAGAUCGUCGACGUUUUCUGGAGGCCGAAUAUGAGGAAAUAGCCACAAGUCGCAGAAAGCGUCUUGGCAUCACCUCCAAUGAUUUGGAGGAAACCGGAAAGUCAGCAGGCAAUUCCUCCGGACCCAAGGCAGAUGGGGAUAGUGGUUCACCUCAGCGAUUUGUUCACAUCACAACAGCAGCCAAAUCAACAGGCAACAACAGUAUCCCAGCUGUGGACUUUGAAGACCUUGUUGAUGAACCAGUUCUGAUGGAUGAGGAUGUUCCCUCUGAUCGUCGAAUUGUCUCCACUGUUGGGGAAUAA
Molecule: messenger RNA, 984 nt
Organism: Rodentolepis nana
Lineage: Eukaryota; Metazoa; Platyhelminthes; Cestoda; Cyclophyllidea; Hymenolepididae
Source: the annotation of a GenBank genome assembly